Messenger RNA from Cucurbita maxima (winter squash), 844 nucleotides. Its product is annotated as NADPH-dependent aldehyde reductase-like protein, chloroplastic. The record is from RefSeq and is a predicted model, not a curated record. Gene Ontology annotation, molecular function: oxidoreductase activity. NCBI's taxonomy places the organism in Eukaryota, Viridiplantae, Streptophyta, Magnoliopsida, Cucurbitales, Cucurbitaceae. The transcript is spliced from 2 exons. The coding region runs from base 42 to 836 and encodes 264 amino acids.
UCUCUCUAUAUCUAUCUAUUCCCUCUUCACUCACGUUCAAAAUGGCUACUAUGCCUUCUUCUUCUUCUCCUUCCCCCCUUCUGCCUCUCCAACACCGCGUCGCCAUUGUCACCGGCGCUUCUCGCGGCAUCGGCAGAGCCAUCGCCCUCCACUUCGCCUCCCUCGGCGCCAAACUCCUCAUCAAUUACGUCUCCAACCCCGCCCAAGCCCUUCUCGUCGCUUCCCAAAUCAACUCCUCAUUUCCCGGCGCCGCCCUCACUCUCCAAGGCGACGUCUCUGACCCGGCCACCGUCGCUGCCCUCUUCGACAAAGCAGAGCACGCUUUCAACUCCCCUGUUCACAUUCUUGUCAACUCUGCCGCGAUCCUUGAUCCCCACAAGCGCAGCCUUGCCGACCUUCCCUUGGAGGACUUCGACAGGAUUUUGAGUGUGAAUGUUCGAGGAUCGUUUCUAUGCGCGCGGGAGGGUGCGAACAGAGUGAAGCGCGGCGGAGGAGGCCGGAUUAUACUGAUUUCGUCGUCCUUGGUUGGGGUUCUGAGGCCUGGUUCGGGGGCUUACACGGCAUCGAAGGCGGCGGUGGAGACGAUGACGACGAUACUGGCGAAGGAGAUGAAAGGAAGUGGAAUUACAGUGAACUGUGUGUCGCCGGGGCCGAUUGCGACGGAGAUGUUUCUGACGGGGAGGAGCGAGGAGGAGGUGAAGAAAGUGGCGGAAGAGUGCCCAAUGGGGCGGGUGGGGGAGGCCAUGGAUGUGGCUCCAUUGGUGGCGUUUUUGGCUUCCGAUUCGGGCGAGUGGGUUAAUGGGCAAGUUAUUCGAGUUAAUGGUGGCAUGGUUUGAAAUUCGGC